AUGGCUGCGAAUGACGGUUCUGCCUCUGAACGUACCGUUUCAGAUGUUGCUGAGGAGUUCCUCCCUGCCGUGUCUGCUGCUACCUCGUCCACUGCUGCUGCCCGCGUUCGGAAUCCGGCGUUUGUUGCGUGGUCUCGCCGUGAUCAAGGGUUGCUAUCUCUCCUUGUUUCUUCGCUGUCCGAGGAGGUGCUCUCCAUCGCCGUCGGCUGUCGGACAUCGAAGGAGUUGUGGGAUGCCAUUGAGCAGUCUCUAGCUUCCGCCUCUCAAUCCCGCCAACUUCACUUGCUCAGCCAACUCCAUGGUCUUCGGCAAGGAGAUUCAUCGACGGCAGAGUAUCUCGGGCGUGCUCGGCUUAUUGUUGAAGAUUUAGCUCUCGCCGGCCGGAAGGUAACGCUGGAAGAACAGAACCUGUACGUGUUCCGCGGCCUUCGACCGGAGUUCAAGGAUGUCACCUCUUCGCUGGCGGUUCGAGGACAUCCGGUGACGCUCCUUGAUACAACACUACCACUGCUGAAUCCAAGUCAAAAUAAUGAGGGAGAUGCCAUACAUGCAGAUGUGGAGCUCAGUGGUAGUGUUGUAUCACUCCUUGAGCUUGCUGACUUGCUGGGCGCGCAGGACUUCAUCGCCGGUGAUGAUUACGCACUGCCUGGAGCUGCUGCACCGGCGGCUUUCGCUGCUCAGGGAGGUCGCCAGUCGCGUGGUCGUGGAGGAGGCCGUUCGGUCGUGCUGGUUCCGGUUCUGCUCGCGGUCGCAGAGGAUCUGCAUGGCGCGGCGGCGGUUCUGGUCGGCAGUCACGUGGCGGUGGGAGAGGCCGUGGCAGAGGCUCUUCCAUCCAAUGCCAAAUUUGUGGGUGAUUCGGCGAAUAAUGUGACUGCUCAUACCUGGUUGCCCAACACCGGUGCAACGCAUCAUGCCACGCCUGAUAUAGCCGCCCUCUCUAAUUCUGAGGAUUAUGUUGGUAACGACACCUUGCGUGUUGGUGACGGAUAUUCGGACCAAGGAAACUCUUUUGCGGGGCAAUAG
This is a messenger RNA of Ipomoea triloba (trilobed morning glory), 1023 nucleotides long. RefSeq lists its product as uncharacterized. The transcript is spliced from 5 exons. The record is from RefSeq and is a predicted model, not a curated record. The coding region runs from base 1 to 1023 and encodes 340 amino acids. Lineage: Eukaryota; Viridiplantae; Streptophyta; Magnoliopsida; Solanales; Convolvulaceae.